AUGGAAACCCAUCCAAUCAGCUGUCUCAUUCUUCUUGUUACAGCUGUUCCCUGCUACUCAAACAGUUAUGCAACAAUAGAAACCCCCUCUCUGGCUGCCUUUGUGGGGACAUGUGUGGAGAUCAAAUGUAAAGUCACUGGAGAAGUACCUGAUGAAGAUGCUCUGUGGUUCUGGAUGAAGGAUGGGACAUGGUUUGGAAGUGAAUACAGUGGCACCAUUGUCUACAACCCAUGUCUAAUCACAUUUGACAAUCCAGCACCUGUACAAGAGAAUCAUGACAUCAGUCUCACAUGUUCUACUCCGAAGUCAUGUUCUAAAUACUUGGAAAUUGAAAGUGUUCCUCCAUCUGGUUUAAGAACAUCUCAGUCUUCUGUUAGUUUUACAGCAACAGCGUCCUUCAGAGCCUCAUGGAGGGACAACAACAAAGAGUUCACCUGCCAAACACGAGGAAACAAGGACCCACAACUGAUUAAGAAGAUCAGAAUCUCAGUGCUGUACAAACCAAAAAACACCAACACUGAAAUUGUUGGUCAAACCAGAGAAGUAGAGGAGGGUCGUUCAGUGACCUUCAAAUGUAACAGUGAUGCCAACCCUCAUCCUGGUUCAUACUACUGGUAUAAAGACAGUAAAUAUAUUCAGUACACAGCUGUAAACCGUCUGGAGAUGGAGAAAGUGCAGAGAGCAGACGAGGGCUGCUACAGCUGCAGGGCGACCAACAAACAUGGAUCAGGAGGUCACAGCACAGCCGUGUGUAUACAGGUGUCCUCUCCUCCCACCAGUCUGACUCUGUCCAUGGACUCAGAGGCACAAUGA
Periophthalmus magnuspinnatus is the source of this 813-nucleotide messenger RNA. RefSeq names its product B-cell receptor CD22-like. The record is from RefSeq and is a predicted model, not a curated record. Bases 1 to 813 code for a protein of 270 amino acids. The transcript is spliced from 5 exons. Lineage: Eukaryota; Metazoa; Chordata; Actinopteri; Gobiiformes; Gobiidae.